AUAAAGUGGAAUCAGUGUUGAACAGUUAUGUGUAAUGCUCAAGUACACUAUUCAAAAAUACCGCUUCCGCAAGGAUGGACGAACGAACCCAUUAGUGUCUUCUGAUACCCGUGUGGGGCCUCCUGCAAUUAGACCAGCUAUCGAAAAAGCAAUAACAAGUGACAACGAUGCGCAGGCGACGGUGAACUGUCAAGUGUGCCGACAUGUAAUCAGCUUUUCCCUUCGCGAGAAACGAAUGGUUGUAAGAUGUCCUAAUUGUUCUGAAGCUACGCCCAUCAAAGGUCCGCCUGCUGGUAAACAGUAUGUUCGCUGUCCUUGCAAUUGCCUCCUUGUCUGCAAUGAAUCUACUAGCAAAGUCGGGUGUCCUCGUCCAGAGUGUCAGAAAGUUAUUGUUCUUCGUGAGGAUGAUGGUGGUGGAUUUACAAGUAGUGUCAAUCGUGGCUUACAUGGUCAGGUAACACAUGGAACGUUUGGUGUCCCUCAGAGUUUGCGCUUAACUUGUGGAAGUUGUAAUUUUUCCUUUUCCAUACCGUCACCGGAAUCUCACACUGGUCGGACAAACGUACUUAUUGCACUUUUAUCUGGUAGAAGUGCUUCUGAUGCAGCCGGUCUCAUAACGGCCAGAUGCCCUCAUUGUCACAAGGUUACGUCUGUUGGUCCAGGCUUUGCUCGUUCACGCUGGAUUGCCUUUGGUGUGCUUGCCAUUAUCGCUAUGAUUAUAGCGAUUAGCGUAACUGCGGGAACGGCUGAGGCUGCAAAGAUUAAUUCUGCACUAUAUUUUCUGUGGUCGGGUAAGUCAGUUAUUUCAGUAAUAUCACAUUUUCAUAACUGGUGAAAAAUUCUUUAUUCUUCAUUAACAGACUGGUCUCGAAAUGCUUGCAAGGUAGAUAAUCAGUGGAUGUAAUACUUACCUUUAAUGUAUGAGGUAUUUCGUUUGUGAAUAGUAGUUGUUCUCUACCUGGUCGCUCUAGCUUUUAUUUGAGAGCAAUAGUAUUUAUGAUCAUGCCAGUUAGCUCAGUAGAGGUGCCUACAUUGCAAAUAUAGUAAAGUUUUUAUCUGUGAGUCCAAUGUCAUCAUUUUCACUGUUAUCCAGCUAAUCUUGAAUGCAAUGUCUUUUCAAAAUGAUUGACUAUUAUUCCUGCAAAACUAAAUCCGUGAAGAGGACUGUAUUGGUUUGAUUUUCCACCUUAAACUGCUCACUGUAUAAUUAAUUAUAAACGUUGCUAACAAUUUCAUCUACAUUGUAUGAACAUUCUCCUAUUUCUUGUUCGAACAAUAGAAGUCAGGAACCAUGCCUCCACCUAUACCCCACCAUCAUCGUCAUCAUAGCUUAUUUCUCCUGUCCUUUGGUAGAUGGGAUGGUCUAAACUUUUUGUCAUAUUACAGUGUAACUAUUACUGUUGUUGUUCGCCAUCUAAACAAUGUAUGAAGGAGACUACCUUGAAACCUACGCAUAUAUAUAUAUAUAUAUAUAUAUAUAUAUAUAUAUAUAUAUAUAAAGAACUUAUAAAUGGUUAGUACUGGAGAAUUUUCGUUCCUUUCUUUCGAUUGCCGAUGGCUUCAUAGUUUUACCAUUUUUUAUCAAAUGUACUUUACACCACCCCGGUCUUCUGUGUUAAUUAAUCACUUAUUUUUUGAUUGGCUUCAAAAAACUAAUCAAAACCAGCCGUUUUUUAAAAUUAAAUAUUAUUCUGUUGUUUGUGUUUUUAAUGUCUUGUAAGGCAAAAUAAAUUUUAUGAUUCAGUG
This is a messenger RNA of Heterobilharzia americana, 1746 nucleotides long. The record is from the annotation of a GenBank genome assembly. NCBI's taxonomy places the organism in Eukaryota, Metazoa, Platyhelminthes, Trematoda, Strigeidida, Schistosomatidae.